Aspergillus sclerotioniger CBS 115572 is the source of this 2690-nucleotide messenger RNA. Its product is annotated as RINT-1 family protein. Lineage: Eukaryota; Fungi; Ascomycota; Eurotiomycetes; Eurotiales; Aspergillaceae. Gene Ontology annotation, cellular component: Dsl1/NZR complex. The record is from RefSeq and is a predicted model, not a curated record. Gene Ontology annotation, biological process: retrograde vesicle-mediated transport, Golgi to endoplasmic reticulum; endoplasmic reticulum to Golgi vesicle-mediated transport; regulation of ER to Golgi vesicle-mediated transport. The transcript is spliced from 5 exons. The coding region runs from base 23 to 2473 and encodes 816 amino acids.
CUUCCCCGCCAGCUCAACAAUAAUGGCAACCCCGGCUUCUGCCCUGUCAUCGCACGAGAGGACCCGGGUCGAGGAUUAUCUGAACGACAAGCUGCAGGUUUCUGCCGACUUGGACAGUCUCGACUCGUUGCUGUCGAGUCUCCGGGCCCAGCAUGAGCUGCAACGCAAGCAGUUAGCGGAAGCACAAGAAGCGCUAUCCAACGCUACGAAAGCCUCCAAUGACCACGCCGAAGCCACUCGAAAGCGAGCCGAAGCAUUCGGUGAGCAGCAGGCGGAUAUUGACCAGCGUCUGAAAGCUCUCACGGGUUCGAAUUCCAGCGAUGAGGCGGCAAAACGAUUCGAAGCUAGUAUCGAGAAGCUGCGGAGACUUGAAAUCUCCAGGGGUUAUAUGACUUUGCUGAAGGAGGCGGAAGGACUGAGCAAGGAGGCCUUGAAAAACAUCAAAGACCAGCCCCAGAUCGCGAUCCAAUCAUAUACCCGACUGCGCAAGAUUGCUCGAUCCCUCACAGAAGCUCAGCCGGCAGCAGAAGGAGCAGCCCCUCACCUGGUCGACUACGUGGGAAAGCUGGCCUCUGCCCUUCGGGAACACAUGAAAGCAGACUUUACUCGACGACUGCAGGGAACGAUGGAACAAAUGAAGUGGCCGUCGAAGGACCUACAUUUCCCGGACGAUCUACAGAACCAGUGGAGGGAGAAUGUGGAAUUGCUUCUUGAUCUGCAGAAACCGGAACUUCAGGGCCAUGCAGCUGGAUUCACUCACCACGGUAACGAGCCCCUAGUUCUGCUACCAUUGGAAGUGAUGGUGCACCCGCUCGAGCUUCGCUUCAAAUACCAUUUUAGCGGAGACAAGCCGACGAAUAGGCUGGACAAGCCCGAAUAUUUCCUAGCUCAUGUGAUGGACCUGAUCAACAAUUUUGGCGGGUUCUUCGCAUCGUCCCUACAACCCAUUUUCGAUCAAGAGGCGCAGAACGUCGGCGCGGACCUGGGGUGGAAUUUCCACAAUGCCUCUCACGCUGUUAUCACAGCGCUUCUGCCUGUGCUGAAGCACAAGAUCACUACCUUUCUGCCCCAAAUCUCAACCCACCCGCAGCUCCUCAGUCACUUUAUGCACGAAUUGAUGAACUUUGACAACGAAGUCCGCGAGUCGUGGAACUACCUACCCGACCCAUAUUCCAACGAGGACUGGAAGGGAAUGACCUGGGAUGUCCUGACCAAGCAAGGCUGGUUUGACCGCUGGCUUCAGGUCGAGAAGGAUUUCGCACUAGCCCGCUACAGGGAGAUUGUAGACGCUCCGGAUAGUGGCCACAUCGACUAUGACGGAGUUGAUCUCUCUUCAACUAAGCCCACCAAGGCUGCAAUCCGGGUAAAUGAUCUUCUCGAGACAAUCACGGAGCGCUAUCAGCCACUGUCGUCAUUCAGUCAGAGACUGCGCUUCCUCAUCGACAUCCAGAUCACCAUCUUCGAUCAAUUCCACGAACGCCUGCACUCCGCACUCGAGGCCUACCUUGCCAUGACGUCGGCUAUCGGACGCACCGUGCAAGGCGCGGAUGCAGCUAGCAUAGAAGGCGUCGCCGGCCUAGAACGACUCUCCCGGGUCUUUGGCAGCGCAGAAUACCUCGAGAAGAAGAUGGAGGACUGGAGUAACGAAGUCUUCUUUGUGGAGCUCUGGACCGAGCUCCAGGAACGAGUUCGACAGAACAAGGACGGCGGCAAGAAUGUGGCAGGAACCAUGUCCGUCGCCGACGUCGCAUCUCGCACCUCCCAGGCCGUCAACAACAACAACAGCCAAGGCACCGCGUCCGAGGGCGCACUCUUUGACGAAACAGCCUCCGCCUAUCGCCGUCUCCGACUCCGCUCCGAAUCCAUCAUUACCUCAACUCUCACCUCCAACGUGCGCUCCGCCUUGAAACCCUUCUCCCGCGUUUCCACCUGGGCCACCAUUUCCGCGACCACACCUGUCGCCCCCCUCCCCCCAACCUCUGAUCUCUCCCCAGCCAUGCGUACGCUUUCCGCAGAGAUAUCCUUCCUUUCCCACGCACUGGGUAUUGCCCCCUUGCGCCGCAUUAUCCGUCAGGUCCUCCUCGCCAUCCAGACGUAUCUCUGGGGUAACAUCCUAACACGGAACACCUUCUCCGCGGCCGGAGCAUCCCAAUUCAUCAGCGAUGUAGAACACCUCUGCAGCGUGGUCGAUACCGCUCUUGGAGCAGCCGGCCAAACAGGCGGUUCCAUGCGAGUAAUGCGAAAGCUCGCCGAGGGACUCGUCCUUCUCGGAUUGGACACCACAACCACGACGGAACCUGAAGACAAGACAGGGGGAGAGGGAGAAUCACGCCCAGGCCUAUGGGAAGUCGAGAAACGACUGUUCAAAGAUAACGAGAGCGCUCGUGUUGUGCUCGCCGAGCUAGGGAUCGAAACCUUGACCGAGGCAGAAGCAAGGAGUGUACUUGAGAGACGAGCUGAGAUUGGUAACUAGAUUGGCAGUUCAGUGAGGUGCCUCUGGCGUUACGGUCCCGGUAGUAUUAUACUUGCAAAACACACCGGCGGUGGUACCACGUAUAUAAGGGGGGCGAGGAGGGACGAAGGGAGAGAGACGGUUUUCCUGUCCAGCGAACAGCAUGAGAUAUCCCAUUGAUUCUGGUCCUAAUCGAAUACUAAUACUACUAGUACUCCGUAUUUCUUUUGGUCUUGCG